AGAGCAGUAGAAAAUUAGAAAACAUGGGAAAUAAAUACUGAUGCACUGCGUCUCGUCUGCUGCAUAGCAUUGCACUGCGAGGGUGGCAUUACGUUGCUUUCUCUUAUCUCAUUCUUUGCGUCUACAUCAUAUCUUUCUGUGCCUGAGCCAAGCGCCGAUCACCUCUUUUCCCUGCCAUCAAUCCAUUCCAUUGCCUUCCAUCCUAAAACAAAACAAAAAUAAAUGGAGUCUUGUCCUUCUAUAAAAAAUAUCCUCCUCCUGGAUUCCGAGGGGAACCGUGUUGCUGUCAAAUAUUAUUCCGAUGAGUGGCCCAAUAACAGUGUUAAGGAAGCCUUUGAGAAGUCUUUAUUUACAAAGACUCAAAAGACCAAUGCUCGAACUGAAGCGGAGAUAGCAAUGUUCGAGAGUCAUAUCAUUGUGUACAAGUUUGUUCAAGACCUUCACUUUUUUGUUACUGGGGCUGAAAAUGAAAAUGAGCUCAUUCUGGUAACUGUUCUUCAAGGGUUUUUUGAUGCAGUUGGCCUUCUUCUAAGAGGGACUGUGGACAAGAAAGAGGCACUGGAGAACUUAGAUCUCAUUUUGUUAUGCCUUGAUGAGAUUGUCGACGGCGGCAUCAUCCUAGAAACCGAUGCGAAUGUCAUUGCGGGGAAGGUUGCUAGUCAUAGCAUAGAUGCGGCUGCUCCUUUAUCUGAGCAGACAAUAAGUCAAGCAUUGGCAACUGCUCGGGAACAUUUAGCAAGAUCUCUCCUCAAGUGAUGAUUACAAGGGGAAGGAGCAAAGCAAAGAGUUUCGAAUUGUUAUUAUUUCUAGCUUUUUAUUAUUCUUGUAUUUGUAUUUUGUACCAUGGCUGCUAAGCAUCGACUUAGUCCGAGUGGAUGAUGAUGCCAUGUGGUCUGACUAAUAUUAUUUAUUUUUAUAACCCCAAAGGGAUUGGUUGCAUUUACCCCAUUUUUCAUGUUUUAUAGUUGUAAUCCUGUUGAGUAAUUUAGAGUAUAUUUCCUUCA
Gossypium raimondii (Peruvian cotton) is the source of this 1004-nucleotide messenger RNA. RefSeq names its product coatomer subunit zeta-2. NCBI's taxonomy places the organism in Eukaryota, Viridiplantae, Streptophyta, Magnoliopsida, Malvales, Malvaceae. The coding region runs from base 223 to 756 and encodes 177 amino acids. The transcript has 6 exons. Gene Ontology annotation, cellular component: COPI vesicle coat. Gene Ontology annotation, biological process: retrograde vesicle-mediated transport, Golgi to endoplasmic reticulum; intra-Golgi vesicle-mediated transport; intracellular protein transport. The record is from RefSeq and is a predicted model, not a curated record.